This is a messenger RNA of Tachysurus vachellii, 6354 nucleotides long. It is a transcript of the gene helz, whose product is annotated as helicase with zinc finger. Gene Ontology annotation, molecular function: helicase activity; metal ion binding. Lineage: Eukaryota; Metazoa; Chordata; Actinopteri; Siluriformes; Bagridae. Gene Ontology annotation, biological process: regulatory ncRNA-mediated post-transcriptional gene silencing. The record is from RefSeq and is a predicted model, not a curated record. Bases 95 to 5731 code for a protein of 1878 amino acids. Gene Ontology annotation, cellular component: P granule; cytosol. The transcript is spliced from 31 exons.
CGCAGUAAAUAUUUGACCAUAAUGCCGUGCGACAGGCUGACAAGUGGAUUCAAGAUGGCGUAGAAAGUGAAGCUAGAUACUCUGUCCCAGAGUCAUGGAGGACAGGAGGCCCCAGAAGUCAUGUGAAGAGGCAAUUGGAUCGUUAGUGAGGCAGGAGUAUGAGGCAGCGGUGGCCCACAGUACGGACGCCCUGCUGGCCCUGGAUUCGACCCCACCCACCCCCAGCACAACCCUCCUCCGCAAGUGUGCACUGCUCUACCGCAUAGCAGCCUGGCUACAGCUGAAGGAGUAUGAUCAAGCUGAUGAAGACUCUAAGCAUGUGCUGGCUGAGGAGCUGGGGAAGGGUGAGGGAAGUUUCAGGGCUGGGCUGCAGAAAAUGAUGCUGGAUGGGAGCCUACAGGAAGUCUUUACCAUUCUUUCUAAAGCUCUGUAUGGAGAACCGCUGAAUGGUAUCAUGACUAAGGAUAUGACGAGGUUGAAGAUACUCCUUUCUGAAAUGGAGUCUGUAAGCAGUAAAAUGGUGACGGAGCAGCCAUCAGAGACAGAGGAGGACGUUCAAGAAGGUUGGCAGUUUCGGCCUCCUCCUCGUGGGGUCACUAGCAGCGAGGAGUACACGUUGUGUAAAAGGUUUUUAGAGCAGGGUCUGUGUCGGUAUGGUGCACAGUGCACCUCAGCCCACUCUCAGGAGGAGCUGACUGAGUGGCAGCAGCGCUAUGCCUCCAGACUCAUUCGUCUCAAGCAGCAGCAAGAUGGGAAGCAUUACACUGAGAACUACACGGAGGCCCUCAUUGAAAAGUGGAUCAACUCCCUAACACCAGAGAAAGUGCUUAAUGACUGUAUAGAUGGAGUUACAGUCGAACAUAACUCAGAUCUUUCGGUCACUGUCAACACCAAGAAGUCAUCUCAUUCCUGGACAUUCUCACUUUACUGCAAGCCUGCCCGCGUGUUGCACCGAAUCGCACUGCUCUAUGAUGCCAACCGACCGCACUUCUCCGUCACAGCCGUGUCGGCAGGUGACGUUUCCACCCAGGUACCCCAGCAGGUGUGUGAGGGUGGCUGUCAGGAGUGGACGGGAGUAGAAGUGCUACAGAACGGAAUGGAUCACUGCCUCUACACUGUAGAGGUGGCGUUUAGAACCGAGAUCUUCGGCACUUUCCGUCAGACCGUAGUCUUUGAUUUCGGUUCUGAGCCAGUGCUGAUGCAGAGAGUGAUGGUGGACGCAGCGUCUAUUGAAGACCUGGAGCAUUUGAUGCAGGCACGGCAGCAGCUUCUGAUGACGGCGAAGCGCUGGGACUCAUCCUGCAAGACCAUUGUAGAGUUCACUCCCAAUGAGAACAUGGAGCUGGAGCGCAGUCUGCUCAGCCGCUAUCAGAUCCCGCUGUCUGCUGACCAGCUCUUCACCCAGUCUGUGUUGGACAAGACUCUCACACGUGAGAACUACCAGCCCCGCCUGCAUGACCUGCUUUACAUAGAGGAGAUUGCACAGUACAAAGAAGUUAGCAAGUUCAACAUCAAGGUAAACCUGCAGCUGGUCUCCAGCUUCCUCCUGACUGGAAUAUCUGGGGGUGCCAACUAUGCCCAAAACGGCCAGCUAUUCGCACGCUUCAAGCUAACAGAGACACUGUCUGAGGACACACUGGCAGGACGGCUGGUGAUGACGAAGGUAAACUCGGUGCUGCUAUUGCCUGUGAGCCGUGAUCGGGUGUCUCAAGGCCAGCCUGCCAGCGCCAAGGAGCGUGUCUACGAGGCCUUCAUCGAGGAGAAGACUAAGGACUACAUCUUUCUGCGCAUCUGCAAGGACUGCUGUGAGGAGCUCCAUCUGGUGCCUGACAGGGAGCUGCAGGUGGAGCUGCAGUUUCAGCUGAACAGGCUUCCGCUGUGUGAGAUGCACUAUGCUCUAGACCGCCUCCGUGACAACAGCAUCCUCUUUCCUGACAUCAGCCUAACUCCAAUAAUCCCCUGGAGCCCCAACAGGCAGUGGGACGAGCAGCUGGACCCUCGUUUAAAUGCCAAGCAGAAGGAGGCCAUUUUGGCUAUCACCACUCCACUGUCAAUCAAUCUCCCUCCCGUGCUUAUCAUUGGACCCUACGGCACAGGCAAAACUUUUACAUUGGCUCAGGCAGUGAAACACAUCCUAAAACAGCCUGACACACGGGUCCUCAUCUGCACCCAUUCAAACAGUGCAGCAGAUCUCUACAUAAAGGACUACCUUCAUCCAUAUGUGGAGGCAGGCAAUCCACACGCAAGACCUCUCAGGGUUUACUUUAGGAACCGCUGGGUGAAAACGGUGCAUGCAGUGGUGCAGCAGUAUUGCCUGAUCUCUGGAGCUUACCUCACCUUUCAGAUGCCGACUCGGCAGGACAUAGAGCGCCACCGUGUUGUAGUAGUGACGCUUAGUACGUCCCAGUACCUCUGUCAGCUUGAUCUGGAACCUGGGCUCUUCACACACAUAUUGCUGGACGAGGCGGCCCAGGCAAUGGAGAGCGAGACCAUUAUGCCGUUGGCACUGGCUAAUAAGAGCACACGCAUCGUCCUUGCUGGAGACCACAUGCAGCUCAGUCCGUUUGUGUACAGUGAGUUUGCCCGCGAGAGGAAUCUACAUGUGUCCCUGCUGGACCGGCUGUAUGAGCACUAUCCCUCCGAGUACCCCUGCAGGAUCCUGCUGUGUGAAAACUACCGCUCCCAUGAGGCAAUCAUCAACUACACAUCGGAUCUGUUCUACGAGGGCAAGCUGAUGGCCAGCGGCAAGCAACCCCCACAUAAGGAAUUCUACCCUCUGACCUUCUUCACGGCUCGAGGGGAGGACGUGCAGGAAAAGAACAGCACGGCUUACUACAACAAUGCUGAGGUGUUUGAGAUCGUUGAGCGGGUGGAGGAAAUAAGGAGGAAGUGGCCGGUAGCGUGGGGAAAGCUGGACGAAGGCAGUAUCGGCGUGGUGUCCCCAUACGCAGACCAAGUGUUUCGUAUCCGAGCCGAACUUCGCAAAAAACGCAUGCAGGAGGUCAGCGUGGAGCGAGUGCUCAAUGUUCAGGGUAAGCAGUUUCGUGUGCUUUUCCUGAGCACCGUUCGCACUCGCCACACCUGUAAGCACAAGCAGACGGCCAUCAAGAGGAAGGAACAGCUGGUGGAAGACUCUACCGAGGACCUGGACUAUGGCUUCCUAUCCAACUACAAACUCCUGAACACUGCCAUCACACGGGCUCAGUCCCUAGUGGCCGUAGUGGGAGACCCAAUAGCGCUGUGCUCCGUGGGCCGCUGCAGAAAGUUCUGGGAAACGUUCAUCUCCAUCUGCCAUGAUAACAACAGUCUGCAUGGAAUCACAUUCGAGCAGAUUAAGGCCCAGCUGGAGGCUCUGGAGUUGAAGAAGACCUAUGUGCUGAAUCCACUGGCUCCUGAGUUCAUCCCCCGAGCCCUGAGAGCCCAGCAGCCCCAGGGACCCAGCAAACACCAGCAUUCCCCACCUAAGGUUAAGGGACAGAUUGCCAAUCAUGCAGAGCACUUUCCUCCUGAAGGAUUUGUUCAGCCCAGCGCUGCUGUGUUAAUGGGGAAUCCCAUCCAGGCUUUCACUCCAACGGGAGGAGGAGCACCACCAUCUGGCAAAUCCCCCAGUCCUGUACAGCGCAUUGACCCUCACACCGGAGCCAGCAUCCUAUAUGUGCCCGCCGUCUAUGGGGGAAACAUGGUCAUGCCUCUGCCGUUGCCAUGGCCAGGCUAUCAGAACCGCUUUGCCAUGGACCCUCGUAUCAUGAGUCACCAGGCAGCCAUGGCAGCCUACAACCUGAAUCUGAGGCCUGCCGUCAGUCGGACAUCACCAGUGCUUUAUGGUCUGAACCAGCCAUCACCGCUAGGCAUUGGCCAACUUCCCCCCACUGACAAGGACCUGUUGCAGGAAACUACUGCCAAUGGAAAGAUCGACAUUAAUGGAAAAGUGGAACAUAGCAGGCUGCUGACACCUGAAAGGAAAGCUCCUGAGCUGAAGGAGAAACAGGGAGAGCCUGAGUCUGUCCAGAACAAAAGCCCUGAAACCCAUGCCAGCCUGGUGUUUCCUCCCAGCCGUUUGCUGCGUAAAGACCCGCCUACCCAGCGUCCACCGCUCAGCUUCCCAUUACCCCCUCCUCACCCAGCAUUUGCCCCCCAUGCCCCUCCUGGCCCCCUGGCACAUUAUGGUCUUCCCAGACCUGCCAUUCGAGUGCAGACCCAACAGCCACAGGCCUCUGCCUUCCCUCCUUCAUUUUUCGGUGGCCAUCCUCUGGCCCAGCGCACGCUGCACUCUCCAGUGCUGGACGGCCUUGACGGAGGGGAGAGCCUAAUGGGCACUGUCCCUGAUGAGCUGAAGAACGUUGUGAGGGGAAUGCCUCCCCAACACCAGCCCCAUCAGCAGCCGAUGCGCCUCAACAGCUUUGGGGAGGAGAGUCUCGACUCGCUGCUUGGUGACUCUCUGGAUGGUCAAGGCUGUUCAGGCAUGGAGACAAUGGCUGCUCAACCGCAGCAGCAGUCGGUUCGUCUAGGUCAGUGGAACGAGCCAGGGCCCUUUCUGCAAGGUGCUGUGCCUCCUUUCGCCCUGCCCCACCAAUUGGCACACCUGGGUCAGCCAGGUAUGCGGAUCCCCCAGCAGCUGCUCCGUCCCAACUGGGGCCUGGGCACCACUGUUGAGGACGAGCCCCGAGCACCCAUGCCCAGGUAUUCUGGUCUCCCACGUGAGUCGCUCCCUCAAGAGUCAUAUCAGCCACGUGAAGCUGCUGAAAUGCCCCCACCGCAGUCACGCCUGCUACAGUACCGGCAGGUGCAGCAACCCCACCUUUCCGGGGAGCUCUCCUCACCUUCCACUGUCUCCUCUGCCCUCCCUUUAUCCACCUCUAACACUUCCAACAACCACAAUCAUACUCCGGUAUCGGGGCCUUUCCCUUUCCCAGACACCAGCCGUGAUCUCCCUUUUCACCAGCAACAGGCCUUCAGCCAGGCCGCCCUUCCUCUACCCCCUGAGCAUGUGCCCGUCAAGUACCUUCUGCCUGAGGCUCACUGGCACCAUGCCGGGGCACAGCAGUCCCCGACGCUGGCAUUUGGCCUGCAGCAGGGUCCCUUCACACAGCUUCAGCUUCAACAGCACAAACAGCAACAACAGCAGCUCCAGGCCCCACACAAUGCCCUGCACAGUCUAGAAGAGUAUGAACCUCGAGGGCCCGGACGGCCCCUGUACCAGAGGCGGAUAUCCUCCAGCUCUCCUCAGCCAUACGGGGAAAGUGUGGUGCAGUGUAAGGAGUCUCAGGAUCCCACAGGCUGUUUCACAUAUCCCACUGCAGACCUGUGGCCCAGCCAAGGCCCCGCUCCACUCCACAACAUUCCAUGCAAUGGAGCGAGUCACCUCGUCCCUCAGAGGGAUAUUUUAGUUUCUAAGGCGCUGAAUGCUGCAGAGGAUCUCGCCCAGGCUGAGUGUGUGCAGCAGCCUCCUCACUCCGCUGGCCUUGCAGCGCUUCAGCAGCAUGGACAGUUUCCAGCCCUUCUGCCUAGCAAGCAGACCCCCCCAGACCCAGGAGGAGUGGGCUCCAUGCCAGCCUCAGGCCACAACAAACCCCCUGCCAUGUCCUACGCCAGCGCUCUUCGAGCUCCCCCCAAGCCCCGCUGCCCGCUGCCUGAGCAGACCAAAAAGAACAGCGACCCCAUCUCUCUGUUACAAGACCUUAGCAUAGGGAGUUCCAAUAGUAGCAAUGGCUAUUACUCGUAUUUUAAGUAAGUGAAUAUAUAAAUAUAUAUGAAUUAUAUACACCCUAUUGAGUGAAAAUGGUUAAAAAAAAAUUGAAUAACAAUCUACAAAAAAAAAAAACAAAAAAAAACAAAACAAAAAAAAACAGCUUUUGAUUAGCUUUUUGUGUUUUAUUAUUUUUUACUUAAUUUAGUUAGUCAUUUCUUUUACAGUUUGACAUCUGUGGUUUUACGAACAGAAAUCAACACACACACACACACACACACACACACCACACACACACCACACACACACACACACAUACAUACAUACCAAAAUGUUGAAGAAAAACAGACAAACAAAAAAAACGACAAAAAAAAUAAAAUUUUUAAAAAGACCAUAAAUUGGUUGACCACUUCGCUGCCUGUCUUUCUUUUCUUCUAAUUAUGUCUGCUCUCUUUGUAUCUAUUAUCUGAAGUAAAGUUGUUGAAGUGAUUUUAUUUACCAGCUGGCUUUUUAAUGAUGAGUUCAUUAAUCAUUAUCAGUGUGUUUUCUUGUGCCAGCAGCUCAGUGGUGAACUGACUUGGACAAAAAAAUUAUUAUAAAAAGUUGUAUAGCUGUAGACAAACUUUUCUCAGACUGUACAUAAGAAUAAAUAAAUAAAAGAGAUGAAA